Messenger RNA from Rhipicephalus microplus (southern cattle tick), 711 nucleotides. It is a transcript of the gene tok, whose product is annotated as tolloid-like protein 1 tolkin. Gene Ontology annotation, biological process: proteolysis. The record is from RefSeq and is a predicted model, not a curated record. Gene Ontology annotation, molecular function: zinc ion binding; metalloendopeptidase activity; calcium ion binding. NCBI's taxonomy places the organism in Eukaryota, Metazoa, Arthropoda, Arachnida, Ixodida, Ixodidae.
GGGACCACCGAGCGCUUUUCAAGCAGGCGAUGCGCCAUUGGGAGAACCACACGUGCAUAAAGUUCGUGGAGCGUGGAAUGGAGCACCAACACUACAUCGUCUUCACCGAGAGGCCCUGCGGAUGCUGCUCGUUCGUCGGAAAGCGGGGCAACGGGGCACAGGCCAUCUCUAUCGGCAAGAACUGCGACAAGUUCGGCAUCGUGGUGCACGAGCUAGGCCACGUGGUCGGCUUUUGGCACGAGCACACGCGGCCUGACCGCGACCAACACGUCGACAUUGUCACCCGCAACAUCAUGACCGGCCAGGAGUACAACUUCAACAAGCUCACCGAGGAGGAGGCGAGUAAACACUACUGCACCUGUUGGAUGCAGGAGGACGUAUACCCGUUCGGUCUUGAUGACAUAACGCAUCUUCUUUACUAUUCGACAGCAAAAGCAGUCAUCGCGACCACGGAGAUGAAGAAGGGGGCAACUGCAAGGCAGACACACCACUGGUGCCACGCAUGCUCAGAUGGGGUCAAUUCGUUGGGCCUGGCGUACGACUUCGAGUCCAUCAUGCACUACGCGCGCAACACGUUUUCAAAGAGCACGCACCUGGACACCAUCCUGCCGCAGGAGAAUGCCACCACAAGGCACCGGCCGGAGAUCGGCCAGCGGGUGCGCCUGUCGCCCGGCGACAUAUCGCAGACCAACAGGCUCUACAAGUGCCCAC